AUGCAGAAAAAUAAGCCGACACGCAAGAAAAGCAGCUCGACAACAUCUUCGGAUGUCAAAUUACCAAAGAUACCGAAAAUUUCCAUGCCGGAAGACUUUAAAAUAAGAACACGGCCAUUAUUUUCCUUACCGGAAGAAGUUUUAAAGCUUCCUCCACCGACUACCAAGGCAACAAAACUACAAGCGUCGAAAGGUCCAAGUCGAAAGCAGUCUAGUGUCAUGCAAAGUUUUACUGCCAUGAGGAAAGCCCGCGAGGAAUUUAGAUUAAAACUUGUUAAUUUGAUAUGCCAGUCUGAUCCGGACGAGGAACAAUCUGGUGAUAAUAUAGCCUCGGGCGAGGAACAAAAUAUGCUACGGUAUUAUUACUACCUACGCUACGGUAUAGAUACAAUACAUGUAGCGCCUUUGGAUAAUAAAAUAAUAUUAAGAGUACACAACUUAAUUUCUCCAAAACUAAAGAAAUGGAAAGAAACAUUAUUUACAUGCACAGAUGAAAUGCGUGAGGAUUUCAUGAUGAGCAUGAAGAAGGCUAUUGUAGAUUUCGUACUUAAAGAUCCUAAUACGGAAGAGUCCCUCGAAGAAGAAGAUACGCCUUUGAAACAAGAAAUGGCUAAAAAAGAUGACGCUUGGAGAAAUCGUUACGCUCUGGCACAUAGCUAUCUCACGAAACAGCUUCAUACUGUAAACCCUUGCAUCGCCCAAGUAUUACAAAUUUGGUAUAGGCAGUUUAAUGAUUUAAGGUUGAUCAGUAUGAAAGAUAUAAUGACAACGAACGAGGCCUACGAGUUGCAAGACUUUUGUUUUAUUUGCAAGAGACAUAUCGAUGCUGCCGGUACAGUACUUUUACACCAGUGGAUUCCUACAAUUCAAGCGGUUUUUCUUCAGGGGAGUAAAAAGAAACAAAUCCCCGAUCCUAAGCAAGUGUCUAAAAUGAAGCAUUUUUACAACUGUUUGGCGUGUAUUAUGACUUAUAAUCUUCAAACGCUAUGUCUAAAGUCAAUGAAGGAGUUUACAGAUUAUAUUAUGGAUGUUGGUGGUAACAACCAAGGCUUCGUUAUUAAUUUGAAAUUUGCAAAUGACGCGAUUGAGUUCGAUCCUACUUUUAAACAGUUUAGGGAUCAACUAAACCUAUUGUAUGAUUUCUUAAUGGAUGCAUGUCGCCAAUCACCACGACUUGAAACUCUUUUGUAUCAAGAUUAUAGUACAGAGAAUAGGAUUACAUUGAAGCCUAUAAUUGACCAAAAUCUCAUGGAAGAUUAUAAGAAGCUCAUAUCUGAUUUGAUAGCAGAACAAAGAAUUGCUCCGGAAUUACGUGUCCAAGAUUUUGAUGAUUACGUGUGUUUAUUGAACGGACAGAGUAUGGAAGAGGUGCAAACAUUUUUAAAUAGUGAGAAAACCUUCGAAGACUAUUGUGCAGAGGCAGUGAAAUAUGUGGAACUUGCUCGUGAAAUACCUUCUAAACUAGAGGGUACAAUUGUCAUAGGCAUGUUUCAAAUGCAACGUGGAGAACUUAUUACUUCGUUACGCACUGGAGCCACACGGCUGGCAAACACUUUAUUGAGGAGAAUGACUGAAGACUAUCAAACCAAUGUUAAAGCCAUCUAUGAUGAGUAUUAUGGAAUCUCGACUAAACUGUUGACUCCGCCGGCCGACACAGCUGCUCUGAUGGACCUGAUAGCCUACAUCAAGACUGUAGAAGACACGAUCGUGACAGAAAUGGAGGACAAGUUACGAGACGUGAUGCAAUACAUCGUGUUCUUAGGGGACUACACCACGUUCACACCGCUGGAGAUAAAGGCGAACAAUCAGUGCUUUCAUUGGUAUGCCCGUUUGCCAGGGAUUAUCGAAGAAUCAAAGGUUAUAUGUGACCACAAGAAGAUUGAAUACCAGGAGUUACUGAAGGUUCGCAUCGCCAAGUUUAUUGAAGACUUGGACAUAUAUGAGAUACAGUGCAACGAAGUACAGUAUUGGGGUGAGAUUGAAGAACUACCAAAAUAUGUAACUCGUGCUCGACAUUUAGAUGAAAAGUUAGCGACUGCACUAGCAAGAAUUGAUCAAUUCAACGAAGAAGAGGCUUCGUUUGGUUGGGAAAUCUCUCAGUAUCCUAAGAGAAAAAAUGUCUAUGACAGAUUGGUGCCAUUCAAAAAGCUUUUUGACGCUGGCUACGAUUUCUUACAGAAGCAUCAUGAAUGGAUGUCGUCCAGGGCUAGAAGUUUUGAACCCGAAGACAUAGAAGGUGAUGUGAGUUAUUACUACAAGAUUGUAUACAAGUUGGAAAAACAGUUUCAAGAUGUUCCGGACACCUUCCGUCUUGCAUCGUCCGUUAGACAACGAAUGGAUGAUUUCAAGACAAAUGUGCCUAUAAUACAAACACUAGGAAACCCUGGCAUGAAGCCGCGACAUUGGGAGAAGAUAUCAGAAAUUGUUGGGUUCCCUAUUGUGGUCGAUGAUGAACUGACUUUGGAGAAGGUGAUAGAUUUCAACCUGGUUGAUUACAUAGAGAAGUUCGAGAAUAUAUCGGAAGCUGCUACCAAAGAAAAUAACCUCGAGCGAGCGCUUGACAAGAUGAUGAAGGAAUGGGCAGAUCUUAGAUUCGAGAUAUUAGUUUACAAGGAUACUGGAACAUACAUUUUAUCAGGUGUCGACGACAUUCAGCUACUAUUGGAUGAUCAUAUUGUUAAGACCCAGACUAUGAAGAAUUCUCCAUACAUCAAACCAUUUGAAGAGAUUAUAUACGACUGGGAGGGUAAAUUAGUUUUGCUGCAAGAAAUUUUAGACGAAUGGCUGAAAGUUCAAGCUACAUGGAUGUAUCUAGAGCCCAUUUUCUCAUCACCCGAUAUACAGCAACAAAUUCCAGAAGAAGGACGAAGAUUCAGUGCCGUGGAUAAGAUGUGGCGAGAGAUAAUGAAGGCAGCCUUUACUGAGCCUCGGGUCCUUGACGUUAUCAAAAUAGAAAAGAUGUUGGAUCGUCUAAAGAAAUCAAACAAUUUGCUCGAGAUGGUCCAGCGAGGCUUGAAUGCUUAUCUGGAGAAGAAACGUUUGUACUUCCCACGCUUCUUCUUCUUGUCUAAUGAUGAGCUGCUUGAAAUUCUGUCCGAAACCAAGGAUCCGAUGCGCGUACAGCCUCACUUGAAAAAAUGCUUCGAAGGUAUUGCGAAACUUACUUUCACUGAAGAAAUGGUUGUAACUCACAUGCGGUCGUCUGAAGGAGAAGUUGUCCCUCUCACUAUAACUAUAAACACUGCAGCUGCAAGAGGACAGGUAGAGAAAUGGUUGUUGGAACUGGAGAAGGCGAUGAAAGCAUCCGUCCAUCACGCUGUAACAGUCGCCUAUGAUGAUUACUUGCAGCAGCCACGUGAAAAAUGGGUGAUCACGUGGCCAGGACAAGCUGUACAAUGUAUAGCGAUGACUUUCUGGACGUCGGAAGUUACAGAAGCGAUACACAUAAGCCUUGCCGCAAUGAACCAGUAUUGGCACAAGUGUAAUUUUCAAAUAUCCAAGAUUGUCGACUUGGUACGAGGCGAGCUGAGCUUGCAGAAUAGGAUCACACUCGGAGCGUUGGUAGUACUGGAUGUCCACGCAAGAGAUGUGUUGAUGUUGCUUAUAGAAUGUGAAGUGCAACAAGACAAUGACUUCAACUGGCUUUCACAAAUAAGAUACUAUUGGGAGGAGCAAGAAGACUUAUCGUGGCAGUGCGCUACUCGCAUGAUAAACUCACAGCUAAUGUAUGGGUACGAGUACCUCGGUAAUGCAGGGCGGCUGGUGGUCACCCCCCUUACUGACCGCUGCUUUAGGACGCUAUUUGGCGCUUUGCAUCUUAAUUUAGGUGGAGCUCCUGAAGGUCCAGCUGGCACUGGUAAAACUGAAACAACAAAGGAUUUGGCGAAAGCAGUUGCCAAACAGUGUGUUGUGUUCAAUUGCUCUGACGGACUUGAUUACCUGGCUCUGGGAAAAUUCUUCAAGGGGUUAGCCUCAUGCGGUGCCUGGUCAUGCUUCGACGAGUUCAACCGAAUCGACCUGGAGGUGCUUUCUGUGGUCGCCCAACAGAUUCUCUCCAUCCAACGAGGAAUCAACUCCGGUGCAACAGAACUGCUGUUUGAAGGAACGUUACUACAACUUGACAAAACUUGUGCAGUAUUCAUCACGAUGAACCCUGGUUACGCUGGUCGUUCGGAGCUACCUGAUAAUUUGAAGGCCCUGUUCCGUUCCGUGGCCAUGAUGGUGCCAGACUAUGUGCUAAUAUCUGAGAUUGAGCUAUACGCGUUCGGGUACUUGAACGCUAAACCGCUGGCCGUCAAGAUCGUAGCCACCUAUAAACUUUGUUCAGAACAACUAUCCUCACAGAGUCACUACGAUUAUGGUAUGCGCGCCGUCAAGUCGGUGCUGCGAGCGGCCGGUGCACUCAAGUUACGCUAUCCCGAUGAAGACGAAGAUCUCAUUUUGUUGCGCUCCAUCAAAGACGUCAAUCUACCCAAAUUCCUGGAACAUGAUGUACCUUUGUUCAUGGGUAUCAUUGGAGACUUGUUCCCUGGCUUGCCACUUCCUGCAGCCGGGUUACCGCAUCUAGUCGCGAGUCUCAUUGAAGUUUGUGUACCGCUCAACUUGCAACCAAAUGACUUCUUCAUCGAAAAGGUUCUACAACUGUAUGAAAUGAUUCUGGUGCGGCACGGUCUCAUGUUAGUUGGACUACCGUUUUCGGGCAAAACUAAAUGCUAUCAUGCCCUUGGAUAUUCAUUGAAGGAUGUAUCUGAAAAGGGUUUAAUGGCUGAGAAUGCUGUUGAAUGGACAGUAAUAAAUCCUAAAUCUAUUACAAUGGGCCAGUUGUAUGGGCAGUUCGAUCCCGUGUCACACGAGUGGUCUGACGGAAUUCUGGCCGUCAGUUACAGGGCUUUUGCUGUUUCUACUAAUGACAAUAGAAAAUGGCUGGUAUUUGAUGGUCCAGUAGACGCGAUUUGGAUUGAAAACUUGAAUACUGUCCUUGAUGAUAAUAAAAAAUUGUGUCUAAUGAGCGGUGAAAUUAUUCAAUUGGCACCAACGACUAAUCUUGUGUUUGAGCCUAUGGACUUGGAAGCUGCUUCACCAGCAACUGUGUCUCGAUGCGGCAUGAUCUACCUUGAACCAAAGGGACUCGGCUGGAAAGUGUUGAUGGAAUCCUGGCUUAAUGUUCUCCCUCCCUCUCUACACACGGUCAAUCGUUCCCAUAUUAGGAACAUGUUCAACCGUUUCCUGCCCCCACUGCUAUGGCUUGUCGAAUUAUCUGGAAAGUCGCGGCAAAUGUAUGUCACCUCGCGAACAAAUCUAGUUGUGGCAUGCAUGAAUCUUUUUGAUUCAUAUAUGGAUGACUUCUAUGAUGAAAAGUUCAUGGAGCAGAUUUCAGAUCUCGACAUUAGAGCUCAACUUGAGGGCGUAUUCUUCUUCUCGUGUAUUUGGUCUAUCGGAGCAACGAUCGAAGCUGAUAGUCGCCCUCGUUUCGAUAUGAUGUUCCGAGGACUACUAGAUAAAGAAUUUCCUGAAAAGGUAAUUGAAAUCCUUGGCUAUCAUAAACAAAUAGCAAAACCAGAGAAACAAUAUAUUUUCACAAUUCCAAAAGAAGGCAUGGUAUUUGACUAUCGGUAUAUUAAGGAAGGUAAAGGAAAAUGGAAACCAUGGAAUGAUGACGUAGUGUCUGCUCCUGCGAUCAGUAGAGACACACCACCCAAUCAGAUCCUGGUUACUACCUUAGACAGUGUUCGAUACCUUGCGCUCUUUAAGCUUCUGGUAUCGCACCAUAAGGCCGUAAUGAUGGUUGGCCCCACUGGCACUGGAAAGUCUUCGUACAUCAUUGAAUUCCUUGUAAAAAAAGUCGAUACUAAGGUGUAUAAGGCAUUGAUUAUGGCGUUCUCCGCACAGACCAAUUGUAAUCAAACACAAGAUAUCAUCAUGGGAAAGCUGGAUAAAAGGAGAAAAGGUGUUUUUGGUCCACCUAUUGGUUGUUACGCCGUGGUUUUCGUGGAUGACGUGAGCAUGCCUCAGGCAGAGACGUAUGGCGCCCAACCACCAAUUGAAGUACUACGUCAGGGCAUAGAUCUUGGACUCUGGUACGACCGCAAAACUAAUGUUGCUAUGCAUCUUAUCGAUGUUCAGUUUAUGUGUGCUAUGGGUAAACCGAUGCCAGGAGCUAAACUUAUAACACCGAGAUUCACACGACAUUUCUCAUUUUUCUGUAUUGAUGAAUUCGAUGAGGAAACUCUAAUGUGCAUCUUCAGCAGGAUCAUGCUAUGGCAUCUUGAUACUCGAGGCUUUUCCAAGGACUUUGAUCCCUGUAUUGAUGAAAUUGUAAGUGGGACGUUGGAGGUAUAUAAGGAAUGCCGAUUAAAUUUAUUGCCCACGCCAUCGAAGUCCCACUACACCUUUAAUUUGCGGGACUUCUCCAGAGUUAUAUUGGGCGUACUACUCUCAGUUCCCGAAGUAACUCCCGACCUUCAAUCAAUGAAGAGGCUUUGGGUUCACGAGUGUCUUCGAGUGUUCUCUGAUCGUUUGGUUGAGGACGCGGAUCGUAGGUGGCUGGUGAACUGCCUUCGACAAGCUACAACAAACCACCUUAAUGAUAAUUUUGAAAAGAUGCUGUCUAGACUGCUUGACGGACCGAAUGACAAGGUUAUUACCGACCUACAUCUUCGAAAAUUGAUAUAUUGUGAUUUCGCAAACCCAAAAGUUGACACACGGUUCUAUAUGGAGACAACGAAUUUUGAUCAUCUGAGCUCUACUGUCGAAGCCUUCCUCGUGGAGUUUAAUAAUAUGUCGAAGAAACCAAUGAAUCUUGUAUUGUUCAGGUUUGCUAUCGAGCACGUGUCCCGUAUCUGCCGCGUGUUGACCCAGCCGCGCUCGCACGCGUUGCUCGUGGGGCUCGGCGGCUCGGGCCGACAGUCGCUGACACGCCUCGCGGCACAUAUCAACGAGUACGACCUCUUCCAGGUUGAAAUGAGCAGAACCUACGGUAAGACUGAAUGGCGUGAAGACUUAAAAACGUUGUUAAGAAAGUCGAGUACUCCAGAAUUGCACAUGGUUUUCCUAUUCAUAGAGUCUCAGAUAAAAGAAGAAGGCUUUCUGGAGGAUGUUAAUAAUAUGCUGAACUCUGGGGAAGUGCCCAAUAUCUUUACCUCCGAUGAAAAGGCAGAACUUUGCGAAAAAAUGAGAGUUAUUGACCGACAGCGCGAUAAGUCGUUGCAAACCGAUGGCAGUCCAACUGCGCUUUAUGCAUAUUUUGUAUCUAUAGUCCGGGAUCAGUUGCAUAUUGUACUUGCGAUGUCGCCCGCAGGUACCUCACUGCGUACUCGGAUCAGAAAAUUCCCUGCUCUCGUCAAUUGUUGUACUAUAGAUUGGUUCCAGGAGUGGCCACCAGAUGCCUUAUUGGCAGUAGCGACACGGUUUUUGAAAGAAAUCGAACUCACUGAUUUGGAACGCGAUACCGCCAUUAAACUUUGCCAGGUUUUCCACACCGAUACACAAGAACUUACCAGACAGUUUUUGAUCCGUCUCAAAAGAUAUAACUACGUUACGCCUACAGCUUACUUGGAACUGAUCAACAUGUUCAAGUCAUUGCUCACCAGGAAACGCACGGAACUGCUAACAGGAGAGCAACGAUAUCUGAUGGGUUUAGAUCAACUCGCUAUUGCGGCAAAAUCAGUGGCUGCUUUACAAGAAGCUUUAGAAAUACUGCAGCCUAAAUUAGCUGCAGGAGCUGCCGCUGUAGCAGAAACAACUGCUAAAGUGGAAAAGGAAAAGGAAGGAGUAGCGUUGGUGGAAGCUGAGGUGUUAGUGGAUCAAGCUGCUGCAGCUGAACAGGCGCAAGAGGCUCAAGGUAUUAAAGAUGAGUGUGAUGCCGAUCUAGCAGAAGCCAUGCCGAUCCUUAACUCGGCCUUAGCUGCUCUAGAUACACUUACUCCUCAGGAUAUUACUUUCAUCAAAACUAUGAAGAGUCCUCCGCGAGGCAUCCGACUUGUCAUGGAAGCUAUAUGUAUUUUAAAGGAAGUGAAACCGGAUAAAGUACCGAAUCCAUCAGGAGUAGGCACUAUCGAAGACUAUUGGGGUCCAUCAAAGAAACUUCUGAAUGACAUCAAGUUUCUGGAGUCGCUGCAAAACUACGAUAAGGACAAUAUUCCACCGCCAGUAAUGAAAAAGUUGAUGACAACUGUAAUGCUAGAUGAAGGCUUUGUGCCUGAGAAGAUCCGCUCCGUAUCAGUGGCCGCCGAAGGUAUGUGCAAAUGGGUGAUUGCAAUGACUAAGUACGACAAAGUGGCUAAAGUAGUGGCACCAAAGAAACAGAGGCUAGCUGCUGCGCAAGCUGUCUAUGAUAAGGCCAUGGCCGCGCUCGCUAUUAAACAGGCGCAAUUAGCAGAGGUGCAACAAAAAUUGAGAAGAUUAGAAGACGCUCUCGCUGCGCAGAGUCGUCAACAAAAGAUUUUGGACGAUGAAGUAAUGGAUUGCAGUAAUAAGUUAAAACGUGCGGAAAUGCUGAUCUCGGGACUCGGUGGCGAGAAGACCCGAUGGACACAGAUAGCGAAAACGUUGCGCGAAACCUAUAACUCUCUAACAGGAGACAUAUUAAUUGGCGCUGGUGUAAUAGCAUACCUUGGACCAUUUACUGCGGCUUUUAGAAAUGAUCAAAUAAAAGCAUGGGCACAUGCAUGUCACAACUGCGGUCUAGUGUGUACGCUGGAAUUCGAUCUGAUCAAAUCGCUGGGUGAACCAGUCGUAAUUCAACAAUGGAAUAUAGAUGGGUUGCCUGCCGAUGACUUUAGUGUUUCCAGUGCUAUAAUCAUUAUGGCUGCAAGGCGUUGGCCGUUGAUGAUAGACCCUCAAGGACAAGCCAACCGCUGGAUCAAGAAUAUGGAAAAACCAAACAAUCUAUGUAUCGUGAGAUUAUCACAAGCUGACUUAGGAAGAGUUUUGGAAAAUGCUGUGCAGUUUGGGCAACCGGUCUUACUGGAAAACGUUGGAGAGGAAUUAGACCCAAUGUUGGAACCGUUGCUCCAGCAACAAACUUUCCGACAAGGAGGUGCAUUGUGUAUAAAAAUUGGGGACACUAUUGUUGAGUACAAUAAAGAGUUCAAGCUAUAUAUAAGCACUAAAAUGGCAAAUCCACAUUAUUUACCCGAAGUGGGAGUCCGGGUAACUUUAGUUAAUUUCAUGUUAGCUAAAGAUGGCUUACAAGCUCAGCUACUAGCAAGAGUGGUGGCCAGAGAAAGACCUGAUUUGCAACAAGCUAAAGCAGAUUUGACUACACAAGGUGCUGAACAUCGAAGACUUUUGCAGGAAAUCGAAAGGAAGAUUCUUACAGUUUUGUCUACAUCUGAACAUUUGUUGGAGGAUGAAGAGGCUGUACAGAUUCUGAACUCAGCUAAGGAUACAUCGAAUGAGAUUAAGGAGAAGCAAGAAGUAGCGAUGAUAACUGAGCAAGCAAUUGAUGUGGCGCGAGACGACUAUGUGCCCAUCGCUGCUCACUCCACCAAUUUGUUUUUCCUUACUGCUUCCUUGGCACACAUCGAUCCCAUGUAUCAGUACUCAUUGGGCUGGUUUGAAGGCCUAUUUACGUCGUCGAUCGACAACACUGAGAAGGUGGACGAAAUACCUGAGAGACUUCAAAUUUUACGUGAUUAUUUCACGUACUCACUGUACUCCAAUAUCUGCAGAAGUCUCUUUGAAAAGGACAAGAUUGUAUUUUCCCUGCUACUGACGGUAACAAUAUUGGUUGCGGAGGACCUUUUGGAACAGUCGGAUGUGCUAUUUUUGAUGGGCGGAGGACAUGCGCGUAACAUUCCACCCAACCCUGUAACUUUCCUCAGCCCACAGGCCUGGAUGGACUUCAACGCAUUGAACGAAAUACCCAAGUUCCAUGGCAUCCUGAAUCACUUUAUGAAGCAUAUACCACAGUGGGAGGUAUAUUGUAAUGAUCCUUCUCCGCAGACCACACCUUUGCCAGCACCAUAUAAUAAAUUGAGUGACUUUGAGAAACUUUGCGUCUUACGAUGUUUGCGCCAAGAUAUGAUGGUGCCUGCUUGCCAGGGAUUUGUUGCAAAGGAAAUGGGAAAUAGAUUUGUGGAGCCGCCCCUGUUUGACCUCGCGUCGUCAUACGCAGAUUCACAUUGCUGUAUUCCACUGUUAUUCGUGUUGACACCUGGAUCCGAUCCUAUGGGAACACUCCUCAAGUUCGCUGAUGAUCAGGGUUUCGGCUCUUCGCGUCUAUUCUCACUGUCACUGGGCCAAGGGCAAGGUCCUAUCGCAGUCAAACUCAUUGAAGAAGGAGUUCGUAGUGGCACUUGGGUGGUGUUACAGAACUGUCAUCUGGCCAAAAGUUGGAUGCCUAUGCUGGAAAAGAUUUGCGAAGGUUUAAAUCCCGAUAAUACACAUCCUGACUUUCGACUAUGGCUAACUUCGUACCCCGCCGAUCAUUUCCCGGUGUACGUGCUACAGAACGGUGUUAAAAUGACCAAUGAGCCACCGCAAGGUCUUAGAUCAAACAUUGCGCGUUCGUACCAAAGCGAUCCGAUCAACGAUGCAGAAUGGUUUGAAGGCAACAACCAAAGUGAGAAGUUCAAGAAACUAUUAUUUGCCCUGUGCUUUUUCCACGCUGUGGUGCAAGAAAGACGACAGUUCGGACCACUCGGUUGGAACAUUCGUUACGAGUUUAAUGAGACCGACUUGCGGAUAAGUGUCACGCAACUUUAUAUGUUCCUGAAUGAAUAUGAGGAUAUCCAAUUUGUGGCGCUUCGUUAUCUUACUGGCGAAUGUAAUUACGGUGGACGAGUCACAGAUGAUUGGGAUAGAAGGUGUCUUAAUACUAUACUCUACAAGUUCUACAACCCAAGAACUACGGACGAAGAUAAAUACCCACUGGAUCCAUCAGGUAUAUACUACAUACCAAACCUAAAGGAACAUUCAGACUUCAUACAUUUCGCACGGUCACUACCAGCGCAAACUCCACCCUCUGUGUUUGGGUUCCACUCUAACGCGGAUAUAACCAAGCAUUACCGAGAGGCAGAAGAAUUGUUAAGUACGGCUAUACUGACACAGGAUACUAUGACUGCUGGAGCAGCGGGAGCUACUCCAGAAGAGCAAGCCAUGGCGAUAGCUGAAGAUGUACUUGCUCGUCUACCGAAAGAGAUCCUAACGGGGCCUUCGCAUGAGGGCGACAUAAAGCCUGCCGACAUGACCCCAAUGUCUAUUGUAGUCAUUCAAGAGGCCGCCAGAUAUGACCGUCUCGUCAAAGUUGUAAGAUCCAGCGCAGUAGCCGUCAUUGGAGCCGUACAAGGUGUAAGCGUGUUAAACGAUAUAACUGAAGAGGUUCUGCAAAGCAUGGUCCGCGGUCGUAUUCCUUCGCUGUGGGCUGGCAAGAGCUACCCGUCGCUCAAGCCGCUUGCUGCUUACUUUGAUGACCUUCUUGCGAGAUUAGCGUUUUUACAGCACUGGCACACAAAUGGUCCUCCUGUGGUAUUCUGGCUGUCGGGCUUCUACUUCCCACAAGCGUUCCUAACGGCGGCGCAGCAGAGCUACGCCCGCAAGUACAAGAUACCUAUAGAUCAGCUCGCCUUCCACUACGCUGUUCAAAAAGAGUGGAAUAUCAAAGAAGUACCUGAAGAAGGCGUGUAUAUUAAUGGUCUGUUCAUGGAAGGUGCGCGCUGGAACAUGGAUAUAAUGUGCGUCGACGAGUCCCACCCUAAAGUACUUUACGAUGAAUUCCCACCGGUGUGGUUGAUACCAUUGAAGACUGUUGACAUUCCUAAGGAUAUAUUUUACAACUGUCCUCUAUAUAAAACCGGCGAUCGACGCGGUGUGUUGUCCACUACCGGUCACUCCACUAACUAUAUCCUGUUCAUGCGCCUGCCUACAGAGGAAACACCUGAUCAUUGGAUCAUGAGAGGUGUUGCGCUACUGACACAGCUACCUUUCUAG
Arctia plantaginis is the source of this 11931-nucleotide messenger RNA. The record is from the annotation of a GenBank genome assembly. NCBI's taxonomy places the organism in Eukaryota, Metazoa, Arthropoda, Insecta, Lepidoptera, Erebidae.